Messenger RNA from Olea europaea var. sylvestris, 444 nucleotides. RefSeq names its product auxin-responsive protein SAUR66-like. Gene Ontology annotation, biological process: response to auxin. The transcript has 2 exons. The record is from RefSeq and is a predicted model, not a curated record. Bases 1 to 444 code for a protein of 147 amino acids. Lineage: Eukaryota; Viridiplantae; Streptophyta; Magnoliopsida; Lamiales; Oleaceae.
AUGAAAAACAUUGGGCGCGGCACUGGUUUCCUGCAGCUUCCAAAUACGGUAUUGAAAUCUGAUUGGUAUACCGUUAUUUCAAACUGGUUUUUUAUUGCAAAAGGGAAUUGUAUUAAAUUCGAUGUUUCUAUUUCUGCGAUAAUUUCUCAAGCUAGAAAAGUUUGGAAUCAGAGGUCUAUGCAGAAUCAGACGUUGCCAUUUCCAGGAGGCACGACGACAGCAGAAGUCCCAAAAGGACAUUUUGCAGUUUAUGUUGGAGAACUAAAUAAGCACCGUUUUGUGGUUCCUAUUUCCUAUUUAAAAGACCCUUUGUUCCAAGAUUUGUUGAGGCGUUCGGAGGAAGAGUACGGGUUUGAUUACCCCGCAGGUUGUCUAUCCAUCCCAUGCAGUGAAAAUGCAUUCUUGGAUGUUACGUGUCGUGCGAAGGUUUUACAACAAAAAUAA